GUUUGCCACUGGUGCAGAAAUGGGCGAGUACGGAGUUGCGCCAGGCCAGCGUGUGGCCAUCAUCUGGGACAGCUCCUCGCCGACUGAAGCCCUGAAGGAUUUGGUGGAUAAAAUUCAGGUGCUGGUGGGAGCUGAUAAUCGUGUCUCUGUGGAAAACAUUAACCAGCUGUCUCAGUCGGCUCACAGGGAGUCCAGUUUCGAUGUAAUUCUCUCUGGUGUGGUACCGGGUAGUACAGUGCAGCACAGUGCGGAGGUGCUGGCAGAAAUAGCUCGGAUACUUAAGCCGGGGGGGCGUGUCCUCCUGAAAGAACCAGUGGUUACAGAAUCAGGAAACAACAGCACAAUCAAGAUGGCAGCCAAACUCCCCACAGCUCUGACUCUUUCUGGGUUGGUGGAAGUGAAGGAGCUGCAAAAGGAAGCAUUGACUCUGGAGGAGGCCCAGUCGGUCCGAGAGCAUUUGGGUUACCAAGGCAAUGACCUUCUCAUUGUUCAGAUAGAAGGCAGGAAGCCCAAUUUUGAAGUGGGGUCCUCAAGUCAGCUCAAACUUUCCUUUGCCAAGAAACCUGGUCCUUCAGGAAAACCCUCUGUGGACCCAGCCGCUGCCAAGCUGUGGACACUCUCUGCCAAUGAUAUGAAUGAUGAAGAGAUGGAUCUUUUGGACUCCGAUGAGCUGUUGGAUUCAGAGGAUUUGAAAAAGCCAGAUCCAUCAUCCCUCAGAGCUCCAUCCUGCAAAGAAAUGGGCAAAAAGAAAGCCUGCAAGAACUGCACAUGUGGUCUGGCUGAAGAGCUGGAACAGGAGAAGAGCUCACAGCCCAAAUCUGCCUGUGGAAAUUGCUACCUGGGGGAUGCGUUCCGCUGUGCUAGCUGCCCUUACCUGGGGAUGCCUGCCUUCAAGCCUGGGGAGAAGAUUCUCCUGAAAGAGAACCAGCUGCAUGAUGCCUAACAAAGAUGUCUGUGGACGUUCUGCAAAGGCCUACUCUGCUUUUCCAUCAGUCUGAGGUUCUUCCUGCAGUCGUCCUCAUCCUCUCAAACU
Messenger RNA from Pelecanus crispus (Dalmatian pelican), 1033 nucleotides. The record is from RefSeq and is a predicted model, not a curated record. NCBI's taxonomy places the organism in Eukaryota, Metazoa, Chordata, Aves, Pelecaniformes, Pelecanidae.